This is a messenger RNA of Bubalus bubalis (water buffalo), 2260 nucleotides long. It is a transcript of the gene FAM131A, whose product is annotated as family with sequence similarity 131 member A. The transcript has 6 exons. Lineage: Eukaryota; Metazoa; Chordata; Mammalia; Artiodactyla; Bovidae. The record is from RefSeq and is a predicted model, not a curated record. The coding region runs from base 627 to 1676 and encodes 349 amino acids.
UGGAGGGUUAGGAAGUCUUAGAUGGUUGGCCCUCAAAAAUGGACAUGGUGGGGCUCCCUGUAUAUUAGAAGGGGAGAAAGGGGACAUAGCCACGGGGUACUUAAUGGGACACACUUGCUGGUCUUGAUCUAUGACAAUGUGCUGUAAGACCCCUGUAUGUGAAGACCCCGGGUUUCAGGCUGUUUUGAAGUUGGCACUUGCUAUGGCUUCGAGGUCUCAUCUGUGACCUGAGAGCCCAGGAUAACAAAGAAUGUCUUAUGCCCCUAUGCAGUAUGACCAGCAGCCCCGGCCCAGUGAGUGAGCGUGACCCGUCCCACCAGACCCCACCCUUGAUGCCUUGGGUCUGGGAGCACAGGACAAACCUUUUCUGACUUGGCCCCAGGCCGCCUCUACGUGGCUGUGACGUCGGCUUCGCCCCGCCCGCCUUGGGUGGUGACGCGGUGGCCACGCCCCCGCGCUUACGUCACCAGCCCGGUUCCCUCUCCCGGGAGCGUUGGCGGACGCGCGGCUCCCACCCCCUCCCUUCUCAACGGGCUCUCCCCUCCCCGGUGGCGGCCGCGGCCCGACCCUCUGCAGGGCGAUGGCCCGGACCCCGAGCGCGGGCUAGCGUGGCUGGGUGCCCGGUCAUGGGCUGUAUCGGCUCCCGGAGCCCGGCGAGUCAGGUGGCCUCGGACCCCGCGUGGGCUGUGGAGUGGAUCGAACUUCCUCGAGGCCUCUCUCUGUCUUCCUUGGGAUCUGCUCGGACUCUCCGAGGCUGGAGCCGGUCCUCCCGCCCUUCCUCAGUGGACAGCCAGGACUUGCCAGAGGUGAAUGUUGGAGACACAAUCGCAAUGCUGCCCAAGUCCCGGAGAGCCCUAACUAUCCAGGAGAUUGCUGCGCUGGCCAGAUCCUCGCUGCAUGGUAUUUCCCAGGUGGUGAAGGACCACGUGACCAAGCCCACUGCCAUGGCCCAGGGCCGAGUGGCUCACCUCAUUGAGUGGAAGGGUUGGAGCAAGCCAAGUGACUCGCCUGCUGCCCUGGAAUCAGCCUUUUCCUCCUAUUCGGACCUCAGUGAGGGUGAACAGGAGGCUCGCUUUGCAGCAGGAGUGGCUGAGCAAUUCGCCAUUGCAGAAGCCAAGCUCCGGGCAUGGUCUUCGGUGGAUGGCGAGGACUCCACUGAUGAAUCCUAUGAUGAAGACUUUGCUGGGGGAACUGACUCAGACCUGGCUGGGCAGCUGCCCCUGGGGCCCCACCUUCAGGACCUCUUCACUGGCCACAGAUUCUCCCGGCCUGUGCGCCAGGGCUCCGUGGAACCUGAGAGCGACUGCUCGCAGACCGUGUCCCCAGAGACCCUGUGCUCUAGUCUGUGCAGCCUGGAGGACGGGUUGCUGGGCUCCCCAGCCCGCCUGGCUUCCCAGCUGCUGGGCGAUGAGCUGCUCCUCGCCAAACUGCCCCCCAGCCGGGAAAGUGCCUUCCGCAGCCUGGGCCCACUGGAGGCCCAGGACUCGCUCUACAACUCCCCCCUCACAGAGUCCUGCCUUUCUCCUGCUGAGGAGGAGCCAGCCCCCUGCAAGGACUGCCAGCCGCUCUGCCUGCCACCAGUGAGCAGCUGGGAACGGCAGCGGCAAGCCUCUGACGUAGCUUCUUCUGGGGUGGUGUCCUUAGACGAGGACGAGGUGGAGCCGGAGGAACAGUGACCCAAAUCAUGCCUGGUGGUGGCAUGUGUCCCCUGGCUGCUUCUGGGGACAGAGCCUCCAUGCCCCAGCGUGGGCGAGGCUUCCAGCAGAGCUCCAAAGCCUGGAGGGCUUCUGGGAGCACUCACUCCUCCAUUGUGUGUUUGCAUGAAAGUGUUCAGAGGAGAGAGGGGCCAGGCUGGGGGCGCAUGUCCUGCCCCCACUCCUGGGGUUUGCCGGGGGAUGCCCGGGGCCCCUGGGGCAUGGCUACAGCUGUGGCAGACGGUGAUGUUCAUGUUCUUAAAUCAAAAAUACCACGUACACAUUUCCUCCUCGGGUGAUGUGAACCCCUAAGGGGGUGGCUGUGACUGGGCUGUAGAGCAGGAGGGAGCCCCACCUCUCCCGCCCUCUACCCCUGCCUCUCCUCUGCUUCUCUUCUCACCUCCGAGUCCAUGUGCAGUGCUUGAUAGAACUGCCCCCGCCCGGGGGGGCUGGCUCCAAGCCUCCUGGAGCCUCUGGAUCGAGCUGUCCCCCCAAGGGCCCCUUGCCCAGCUGGGCUUGUGCUGUGCUUCACCUCUCCAUCGUCUCUAAAUCUUCUUUUUCUUAAA